Acaulospora morrowiae is the source of this 802-nucleotide messenger RNA. The record is from the annotation of a GenBank genome assembly. Lineage: Eukaryota; Fungi; Glomeromycota; Glomeromycetes; Diversisporales; Acaulosporaceae.
AUGUCACAACAGAGUAGUUUGCAAAGUUUAGAGCAGAAUGAGUCUCCUGUCCCUUCGGCCUCUUCCGCGUUUGAACGCUACGGGUUCACGUCUGCCGAGAAUUUGUUCGUGAGACAAAGAAAGGUAUUCGAGCGGCACGCCUCGAUUGAGGUCGGAGGACAGAAGUACAUGAAUCAGGACGAUUUUAUUUCGGCCAUAGCCCCUGGGGAAGAUUGGAAAAAAAUCAAGAGGGAACAAUUUGGCAUAUUAUUUAAAGUGGCGGACAAUAAUAAAAAAGGUUUAAUAUCCCUUCAAGAUUUUGUGGUGUUCGAGAAUUUACUUUCAAAACCUGAUGCAGAGUAUGAAAUCGCUUUCAGGCUAUUUGAUGUUGAUGGAACUGGGAAAAUCACAUUGGAUCAAUUUAAGGAGAUUUUGUCAUCGAAUAUUGCACCCGAGAGUGUGCCGUUUGACUUUGAUUGCGAGUGGUUGAAGCUGUUUGUCGGUAGAAAUUCGGGAAAAAAACAAGAAUUGACUUACGAAGAAUUCACCCAACUAUUAAAAGGAUUACAGGGGGAACGAUUGCGACAGGAGUUUAAAUAUUACGACAAAGAUGGUGUCGGCCACAUCACUCCUGAUAACUUUAAGAAGCUCAUUCUUUCCGUGGCCAGGCAUAAACUCUCGGACUAUGUCAUCGAACAUCUUCCAACGUUGUGCAACGUGUCCGCUGGAAAUAAGAUUAGCUACGCACAGGUUGCCGCCUUCCAUAAUGUCAUUAGACAAAUGGACAUGGUGGAAAGGAUCGUGCUAAAAGCUAUUUCCGAAA